UUUCCUCAAUUGAAUUAAAUUUAAAAUCUCUCAGGAAUCACAAUGACAUUGAAAACUUUUUUGCCCUAGAAGAAAUGACCUUAUCUCGAACUUCUUAUCCGAAAAAUUGGCUUUAGUCGUGUUCUACCAGUGGAGUGUGUGUUGAAUUUGUUAAACAAUGAAAAUUUCUCUAGGGUUAUUUAUUUACUUAUUACAUGGAAUCAACUGCAUGGAAAACGCCUAUUUAACGAAGUAUUUGAACGAUCGAGCGAAAAUUGUGGGGGAGAAAUUAAUUAGACAUGCCAGAAAGAAAGAAAAUCUUUACACCGUGAAACUUAAUAACACAAAUAUAGACCUGAUCGGAAAUUAUAGCCAUGGAGAGAUUUUCACUUUUUUCAAUACGCCUUAUGCUCUAGUAGACCAAGAUUUGUACGAAAUUUCACAAAAUAAUUCAACUGUGAUCCAUGUUCUACGAAAAAAAGACGUCAUUUUUGUCAAGACAACAGAGUUUCAAUCAUUGGGCUUCGUAGCAUUUGCCACAAAAGAAUCCUUACACAUUUCGGGAUUUCACAAACGAACUCAAAAAUUUUUCAAAAUACAAAACAUCCUAACUAAAGUAACAGAUGCCACGUUUUUCCAAAAUCACAACAAUUUAUACUUAAUUACUUCAAACUACAAAACACCCGACCUGGCAUCAAUAAUCAUCUACAAAUUCGUCCAAACGCAUUUUGACGAAACUGUAAAAUUUGAGGCUUCGGGAGCGUCCAAAAUCCAUACUUUUCCAAGCGAACAAAGCGAGAUUAUUUUAAUUUUGCACAAGGAAGGGAAAACGUCAAGUUUGUACGAGUUUCAUGAAGACAAAAUUAAAACUAUUCAGAAAAUUGAUACAAAAAGACCAGAGCAAGUUUUGGACUAUUUGUAUGAGGGGAAACGUCACGUUUUGAUUUUUGGCCAAAGUGGCACUGAUUUGUAUUUGUGGAGCGGAAUUGAUCUGUUACUUUGGGAUCAAUUUACGGAAAAUGUGGGACAAAAAACAUUGAUUUUUUAUGUCAAAAAUGACCCAUUUGUUUUGUCAAAAAAUAACGAAAGCUUCUUAUUGUUUAGUUUAAGUAAUAACAAAUUUAAUUUAGUUUACAAGUCAAAUUUUAAUCUGAAUUAUGUCAAUUUGUGGAGUAUGGUGAUGCACAAAAACGAGUUAAUUACUUUAGGACCAACUAUAAAUAAUUCUGUAACAAUAAACAAAGUUACAAUUUUGGUCCAAAUGAAUAAUUUGGCUGAAAACCUCAUGGAACAAGAAACCACACUUUCUGAUUGUUUUCUGACUCUAGAAAAAACUGUGUAUGCACUACGAAACAAACUAACUCAAAAUGACACUCUUUUGAGAGCAGCAAACGAUGGGGUAAAUAAAUUUCCAGGCGAAAAAUUUGAAAAAUUGAUAGAGAAAUACGAAAGUGUUGAAAAAUCCCUAAGAAAUCGCAAAUCCCAAAGUUUGAUUGUUGAUGAGUCUGCAAUUCUCCAAAUUCCCCUAAAAACCAAAAAACUGCUAGCUCGAAAAAUCAAAUUUGAAGAAAUUAAAAAUGAAAAAUGGCAGCCACAAAAAUGGCUGUUGUAUUCCAAACCUCAGAAUAUUUCAGGACCUGUGACGGCACAAAUGUUGCAAGUGACAAAUUUAAACACAAAACAAAACAAGUUGUUCGAUGAUUUGUUGUUGUCUACAGGGGGUCAAAAAUUGUCCGGUUUUGUCACUACAAAUAAUUUAGAAACGUCGCAAAUUGCAACUAACUCAAUAAACGAGAUUCCUGUUGAUGAAUUUUGUUACACAACUCGCCCAAUUAGGGUCGAAGGGGUUAAAACUUUUCCCGAAUUAAGGGCCAAAAAUAUUCACACAGCUGCCAUAAAUGGGAUUGGUGCGAAAAAAACAGUGACUCUUUUAAGCCAGCAAUUGAAGUACAAUUUUGCCCCAAAUGUCACAAUUGGUGAUUUGUGGGUCGAAAACUUGAACGAAAUCGAUUUCGAAAAUUUCAAAAAUUCCGUUUUCCGAAUUGGGGUUAGUGACACAAUCACUGGGAAUCUCACUUUCCCGAAUUUACUUUCGACGAAAGUCCGUUUUGGGACAUUGUCCCAAAACCAGGAUUUUCUGACGACUUCCACCGACCAAAUAGUUAAUUCGACAAUCACAAUUCCGAAAAUUUUCACCCACGAUGUCAAAACAGCGAGAAUAAACGGGGCCAAUUUCACAAAUUUGGCCACUUUGAACGACACAAUAACCGGCCCCGUGACCAUCAAGGACUUGAACAUCCGGAACAACUUAGAGCUCGAAGGCGAAAUCGAAACAGAAUUUUUGCAAAUCAACAACACACAUAUUAUGGGGACUCACGAGUCUGAUUUUUUCCAGCGCUACGACGGCCGAGUGAAAAUCCAGGGAAAUCUCUAUUUGCGAAACUUCGAGUUGGGAAACUCAGCCAAAAUCCUCAUUUCCGGUGAGGAGUUUGAGCCAGAAAUGGGGCGGUUUUGGAGCAAGUCCGGUCAGCAGGAAAUCCCCACACAUUUCGAGGCCCAAAACGGCAUUUCGACGCCCCAUUUGACCACAAUUUUUGUCAAUAACGUCCACGUCGGUGAUUAUAUGCUUAAUUCGACGCAGCAAAAGAAAAAAACGAAGUUUUAUUUCGAUAAUGUAACAAUCAGAGGAAACGUGUUGCUCAAUCCGGAUGAAGAACAUUCGCCUGAUUUACGAAGGAUUCAAGAAGAAGCGGUUAUAAUUAAUGGAACUUUCAAUAUAAGAGGUCGUAAAACGUAUAAAAAUGUUUUGAAAGUGCACGAACUUGAGCUUAAUCACUUGAACAAUGUUGAUACGAUCAGUGCAGGUCCUCAAAAAAUUCAAAAUUUGGUUAUUAAAGGUGACCUCAAGUCCGAAAAUUUGACAACUCAGACUUUAAACGGAGUUAAUCUAACUGAUUUAAUAGCAAACACCGUGUACCUCGAUAAAGCCCAAAAUGUCCCCAAACUUAAUUUUAACAACAUUUCCGUUGACAAUUUAUUUGUUACUUCCAAAUUAAACAACAAAAAUGUUAACGAACUUGUUGCAAACCUCGACAAAAUUAAUAACAUUUCUAAAAUUGAGAACGUCAUAGUCAGUGAUAAUGUCACAAUCAAAAAUGUGGAAAAUUUGGCGAGAAUUAAUGAUUUCAGCACUGAUAAAUUAAUGUCAAAAAGCCACUCGAAGUACCACGAUGGUACAAUUUUCGGAGAUGUCAGAUUUUUAGGAAAUGUCAAAAUUCGAGACUUGCAAGUCGUUGUCAUAAAUGACGUCAAUUUCGAAAAAUUGUCAAAACGAGUUUUAUACAAGUCUUGGAACCAGACGAUAGAGGAACAUUUUGUUUUCAAUAGGCUCAUAUCAGACAACCUAAUAACUGAUCAAAUAAAUGAAUUUGAAGUUGCAAACCUGAUUGAUAUUUCGAGCACCAAGUCUCAGGUGAUUUUCGCCCCCAGAGGGCUCAAAUUCGCAAAAAACACCACGAUUCAAAAUUUGUUUGCAAACAUUGGGUGUGACCUCAAUGAAGGUUUGACAAAUUUGAGAAACCCUCCGUCACAACUUUGGGGCGAGAUUGUAGUCAACGGAAACGCAACUUUUUGGGAUAGUGAAUCACUCAUUAGUGACAUUUUUGAAAAUGUGGUCACUACUCGUAAAAAUCACACAAUUAGGGGAAAAGUAAAUUUUGCCCACCAUGUUUUUGCGAACAACAUGACAGCUUUGAAAAAUGUCAACAACGUGAACAUUUCGGAAAUCAUCAAGGACGCGUUUGUGAACAAACCAAACUUGGAGCAGGUUAUAACCGGGCGUAAAAUCUUCCAGAAAUUGGAAGCCGAGGACGUUGACAGUUUACAAAACACAAAUGUUUCGUCAAUCAACGAAUUGAAAAUUUCCGAAAUCGAUGCCAAACUUAUCAAAAAUGCACUUGACGUCCCAAUCAAAGGCAAAAAAGUGUUUUUCGGUGGUUUACAAACGAAAAAAAUUGAGACUGGGUUCAUAUCCGGAGUUGGGGCUGAAAAUUUGGUCAGUUUUGUGAACGCCACUCAGGUGCCAAACGCCAUAUUUGGUUCUGUGGUUGUUUUAGAGAAUUUUAACGUCAAGUUUAUCAACAACAUGCCACUUGAUGUUGUUCUCAAUGAACGGUUUUUGAAAAAAGGGCCCAAGCAAGUUUUAACCGGGAAUUACUUCCUCCGAAAUGUGAAAUUUACCGGAAAUGUAACAACACCGCGAAUUAAUGAUGUUGAAAUGGAAAAUGUUGUUUAUGAUGACAAACACAUUAUUAAUAGUCUGAAGAAGUUUAACCAUUUUGUGGUACUUGGAAAUGUGGAUGUGGAGCUUAUUAAUGGAUUUAAGUUGUCACAAUUGUACGAACAAGCCGUUUUGAUUAAUGAGGAAACGAAUUUCAAAAAAUCUGUGUACGUUAACAAACCAACUUUCAUGGAUGGCAACAUUGAAACAAAUUAUAUAAACAACAUUUCGGUGAAUUACAUGUUAGAGACGAGUAAUCAAAAUUCGCUAAAUUCAAAUACUGAGCAAAUACGUAAAAUAGCAACAAUUGUAACAAAUUUUAUCAAAACUUACUUCAAUUCGACUAUAAGGAUGCCAACUGAAGUAAUGUAUUUGGAAAAAUCAAAAGAUUUACAGAUUUCGUUACCGAAUGUAAUUGGGGCGGAGGUUGUAAAAACGAAAAAUGAUGUUUUAAUUCACAUUGAAAGUGAAGAAGAGGGCUCCUCUUGUGGGUUACCCCCAACUUGCAAAUGUCCAUUACAACAAACAAUGCAAGUUUCAUCGAAACACUCUGUAAAUAUGUUUUUAAAUAAAGCCACCCAACGAAUAUAUAGUCACUAUGACGAAAACAUAGUUGUCCAUUUUAUCACUCAUAGUAUCAGCACUGAUUCCUACUGCAGCACAAAUAAAAAUAAAGUAAUGGACGAAAUCUCAUCCCUGACAUGGACUGUCACUCCCUAUGGCAACAAUACAGGAGGUUUCUUCAUCCACAGAGGCUUCUUCAAUGGAUACAUAACCGGGGUCAAGUUUUUCACAAUUUAUGGCAAAACCUACAUCGUAGUGGGAAUUUACUACGACCCGAUUUUGGAAACACAUGCCGUUGACAGUUUAGUGCUGAGGUUUAAUCAAGAUCAGACGAAAAUCGAGAAAGUUCAGAGAAUACCAACUGUUGGAUUGAAAACAAUUUCUUUGUUUCCUACAGCGCAAGGGGUAGUUUUAGUCAUGGGGGUUGAUGUUUCAGGGCGGUAUAACAGCACGAAUACGAAGAUUUUCCGGUUUGAUCAUCACAAAGAACAGUUCGAGCUUCUACGCGAGUUGCCCACUUUUGAUUGUCUUUUCGCCGAAGGAGUUGUUCUCGAAAUGGACAGCUUGAUUGUUUUAGCCAAUCAACGCUCGGCUUUGCAUAUUUUAAAAUAUCACCCGAAUUUUGAUAAUUACUAUUUUUAUCAAAGCUUCCAGUUGGAUUAUCCAGUGUCGUCGCUCUCUGUGUUUUACGCUGAAGGUUUUGGGAUCAGCGACGCCUAUUUGAGCGUCGUAACGAAGAACAAUAAAUACUUCAUAUUUUCGUUCCAAUUUAUCGCAGGUUGGAAAGUCGAAUCCACCGGUCAAUUAGACGGAAUUAAGGUUUUAGUACCGUUCACGAUCAACAAAAAAUCGUAUAUUUUAGCUCCAUCAAAAACAAGUUCGUUGCUAGCAGUUGUGGAACACGACUCAGAUUAAAUGUAUUGUUAUUUUAUUGUUGUAAUUUUAAUGUGAAAAAUAAAACAACUUUCUUUAUCAAGUCAGAUUAAAUGAAAAACAGAUUACUUUGAAUAUUAUUUAUUAAAUUGGUCA
Molecule: messenger RNA, 5851 nt
Organism: Tribolium madens (black flour beetle)
Lineage: Eukaryota; Metazoa; Arthropoda; Insecta; Coleoptera; Tenebrionidae
Exons: 23
Coding region: 158-5737 (1859 amino acids)
Cellular component (GO): cell surface
Molecular function (GO): heparin binding
Source: RefSeq, a predicted model, not a curated record